Molecule: messenger RNA, 741 nt
Organism: Temnothorax curvispinosus
Lineage: Eukaryota; Metazoa; Arthropoda; Insecta; Hymenoptera; Formicidae
Product: anaphase-promoting complex subunit 15-like
Exons: 3
Coding region: 106-516 (136 amino acids)
Biological process (GO): regulation of mitotic cell cycle spindle assembly checkpoint
Cellular component (GO): anaphase-promoting complex
Source: RefSeq, a predicted model, not a curated record
GUUCGAAUUCCGUAGCGCAGUCGAAAGUGUCGAAACCGGGAGCGGAUCCACUGAAAGGUUUCUCGCCGCGAUUCAUUCGUCCUCGGAUCUUGGAUUUCGCUCGCGAUGUCGAUCAGACCGUUGUGGCCCGACUUGCGGCCGCGGGCGACCGACCCGCUGUGGUUCAACGCCGAUAGACCCUGUGACGACGAGAGCGAGGUCGCCGCUCUCGAAGCCGAGCACCAGGCCUGGCGGGAUCAUGUGCGGGUGCAGGGCUACGAGCACAUUCCGAUCGGCAAGACGGUGAGCGACUUCAGAGGAUCGGAGGGGGAGGAAGAGGAAGAGGAGGAGGAGGAGGGCGAGGGCGAAGAGGAGGACGAGUCGGAUACCCACGAGGAAGAGGAGGAGGAGCUCGACGAGAUCGACAUGGAAGUCAGUUAUUCUCAUCAUCCGCAGAGGUCUAGUCCGACGGACACGGUGACCGCUCCCGUAUCCAUCCGGAUGGUCAACGCAUCGAAUUUAACUCGUUAUUCUUAAUCUCUACGUAUUCGAUUCGAAUGUACAUACUUGUGAUCACGAGUUUCGUAUAAUUUAACUAUUUAGCGAAGUAAUAAUUAUAUAUAUAUAUAUCGUUCUAAUACUGAUAAUAGUUUAUAAAUUUAUUGGAAGUUUUAUAGAUGAUAUCGAUGGUAUUAAUGUGUGAAUGAUUAAAGGUCUAUCUAUUCUCUAUGUGUGAAUGAUUAAAGGUCUAUCCAUUCUUUA